This is a messenger RNA of Diutina rugosa, 1773 nucleotides long. It is a transcript of the gene FRS1, whose product is annotated as phenylalanine--tRNA ligase subunit beta. Bases 1 to 1773 code for a protein of 590 amino acids. Gene Ontology annotation, biological process: phenylalanyl-tRNA aminoacylation. The transcript has a single exon. Gene Ontology annotation, molecular function: RNA binding; phenylalanine-tRNA ligase activity; magnesium ion binding. NCBI's taxonomy places the organism in Eukaryota, Fungi, Ascomycota, Pichiomycetes, Serinales, Debaryomycetaceae. Gene Ontology annotation, cellular component: cytoplasm; phenylalanine-tRNA ligase complex. The record is from RefSeq and is a predicted model, not a curated record.
AUGCCCACUGUUGCCGUUGACAAGGCUGAUCUUUACGAGCUUCUCGGUAAGGAGUACACCACCGAAGAGUUUGACGAACUCUGUUUCGAGUUCGGCAUUGAACUCGAUGAAGACACCACCGAAGAUGUCAAGGGUACCGACGAACGGCCUCAGUUGAAGAUCGAAGUCCCCGCCAACCGGUACGACAUGUUGUGCAUUGAAGGCAUUGCCCAAGCCCUUAACGAAUUCUUGGGCAACAAGGAAGCUCCCAAGUACACCCUCAACCCUGCCACUCCCGAAGUUACGUUGACUAUCAAGGAACUGGUUAACGAAGUCAGACCCUACGCCGCUGGUGCGAUUUUGCGUGGUAUUGAAUUCGACGAAAGAAAGUACGACUCUUUCAUCGCUUUGCAAGACAAGUUGCACGCCAACUUGUGUCGUAACAGAUCGUUGGUGGCUAUUGGUACCCAUGAUCUCGACAAGUUGACCCCUCCUUUCACCUACGAAGGAUUGAAGCCUGAAGACGUCAAGUUCGCUCCUCUCAACCAAACCAAGGAAAUGACUGGUCCCGAAUUGAUGGAAUUUUACGAAAACGACAAGCACAUCGGUAGAUUCUUGCAUCUCAUUCGUGAUUCCCCCGUGUACCCCAUGAUCUUGGAUGCCAACCGUACUGUGGGUUCGAUGCCUCCUAUUAUCAACUCCGACCACUCGAAGAUCACCCUUGACACCAAGAAUGUGUUCAUCGAUGUUACUGGUACCGAUAAGACCAAGACCGACAUCGUCGUUAACACCAUGGUUGCCAUGUUCUCUGGUUACUGUAAGAAGCCCUUCGAAAUUGAACCGGUCAAGGUCAUCUCCGAACACAACGGUGAAACCAGAGUUGUUCCCAACGUCACCCCCAGAAAGGCUGAAGCUGAAAUCGACUACAUCAACUCGUGCGUGGGUCUUGACUACUCCGGCGACCAGAUCGCCGACUUGCUCAAGAAGAUGUCGUUGCAAGCUAAGCCUGCUGGUGACAACAAAUUGGAAGUUGAGGUUCCCAUCACUCGUUCGGACAUUUUGCACCAAUGUGACAUCAUGGAAGACGUGGCCAUCGCCUACGGUUACAACAACUUGAAGAAGACUAAGCCUAAGGCCGAAACUUUGGUUGCCCAACCUUUACCCGUGAACAAGGUUGCUGACAUUAUUCGUCAAGCUCUGGCGCAAGCUGGCUACGUGGAAACUUUGCCGCUUACCUUGUGCUCCCACGACGAAAACUUCAAGUUCUUAAGACAAGUCGAUGACAACAAGACCGCCGUCAAGUUGGAAAACCCCAAGACCGUUGAAUACCAAGUCGUGCGCACUACUUUGUUGCCCGGUAUUUUGAAGACCAUCAAGGAAAACCGUAAGCACUCUUUGCCCAUCAAGGUGUUCGAAUGCGGUGACAUUGUUCUCAAGAACCCUGAACUUGAAAGAGGUGCUUUCAACCAAAGAAACUGGUGUGCUGUGUACGCCGGUAAGACUUCUGGUUUUGAAUACGUUCAAGGUCUUCUCGGCAAGAUCAUGCAAACCAUGAGAACUAAGUGGUUGGAAGACCCCACCAAGGACCUGGGCCGGGGUUACUGGAUUGUGGAAGACAAGGAAAACCCUACGUUCUUUCAAGGUAGAGGUGCCAAGAUCAUGUUCAGACCCGCUGAAGGCGCUAAAGAACAACAUAUUGGUGCCAUCGGCGUUUUGCACCCUGAAGUGUUGCAAUACUUCGAAUUACCGUUCGCUGCAUCUUCCGUUGAGAUCAACGCUGAAGUGUUUUUGUAA